AUGGUCGGAAAGAACGAAAAAUCUGGAUUAAAGAGAAUUUCAAACAGAUACAAGAUGACCGCCGGAGUGCAGGUUGGUUCCGUUAUCAACUGUGCAGACAAUGGAGGAGCAAAAGUAGUAAAAAUCAUUGCCGUUAAAGGAAACAGGUCUAGAUUGAACAGACUUCCAUUCGCAGCCCCAGGAGAUGUCAUCGUUACGUCGGUUAAGAAGGGUAAGCCAGACAUGAGAAAGAAGGUGGUGCCAGCUGUGCUCAUCAGACAGAGAAAAUCAUGGAGAAGAAAGGACGGAGUGUUUAUCUCGUUUGAAGACAACGCAGCUGUGGUCAUUACAGCAAAGGGAGAAAUAAAGGGAACAGCCAUCUCCGGCCCAGUUGCAAAAGAGUGCGCAGAGCUAUGGCCAAAGAUCUCAUCUAUGGCAUCAUGCAUUAAAUAA
Nematocida minor is the source of this 432-nucleotide messenger RNA. Its product is annotated as large subunit ribosomal protein L23e. Gene Ontology annotation, biological process: translation. Gene Ontology annotation, cellular component: ribosome; cytosolic large ribosomal subunit. The transcript has a single exon. NCBI's taxonomy places the organism in Eukaryota, Fungi, Microsporidia. Gene Ontology annotation, molecular function: large ribosomal subunit rRNA binding; structural constituent of ribosome. Bases 1 to 432 code for a protein of 143 amino acids. The record is from RefSeq and is a predicted model, not a curated record.